This is a messenger RNA of Cornus florida, 3659 nucleotides long. Its product is annotated as pentatricopeptide repeat-containing protein At5g50990. The transcript is spliced from 4 exons. The record is from RefSeq and is a predicted model, not a curated record. Gene Ontology annotation, molecular function: RNA binding; protein binding; zinc ion binding. Lineage: Eukaryota; Viridiplantae; Streptophyta; Magnoliopsida; Cornales; Cornaceae. Gene Ontology annotation, biological process: RNA modification. The coding region runs from base 106 to 1773 and encodes 555 amino acids.
CUCCUUCGUUGUUCUCUCACUUGCCCCCUGACCAGUGACCACUGUAGUUUCAUAUGAACCGAUGUGCGAGGAACUAAUCUCUCUCGUUCGAUAAAACCGUAGAAGAUGCUAAGACUUGCAGAGCAAAGAGUAUUUGUUUCGUCUUCGUUACCGAACAACAUGGCCAUGAUGACCAUCUUUCCUUAUAAUAGUAAGAACAAUCAUUGGGCCUCUCUUAAUUCCACCUCAAAUUCACCUGUUGCCCCAUCAGAUACAGAUCAUCAAAAGCUCUUCCGUGUUUUGGAAGCAUGCAAACUCUCCUCCAAUUUAAGAAUUGCAAUAGAAACCCACACUAGAAUCAUUAAACUUGGGUAUGGAACAUGCUCAUCUCUUGUAUCAUCGCUGAUUUCAAUAUAUGCAUCUUGUGGUCGCCUCAAUCUUGCUGGUCAACUUCUCAAUGAAACUCAGUGUUGGAGUCUCGAUCUGAUAUCAGCUAAUUCAAUAAUUGCAAGUUUUAUGAAGAUUGGAGAAAUUGGUAUUGCCAAGCGUGUAUUUCAUCAAAUGCCUGCCCUGGAUGUGGUUUCAUGGAACUCAAUGAUCGGAGGUUAUGUCAAAAACUCACACUUUAGGGAGGCGUUUAGCAUCUUGCAAGAAAUGUUGAGCUCAAAUGUUGAACCAGAUGGAUAUACAUUUUCUUCUGUUAUUACUGCAUGCGCACGACUUGGAGCUCUUGAUCAUGCUAAGUGGAUACAUGGUUUAAUGAUUGAGAAAAAAAUUGAGCUAAAUUACAUUUUGUGUUCUGCACUCAUAGACAUGUACUCAAAAUGUGGAAGAAUUGAAAGUGCAAAAGAAAUUUUUGAUCGCAUUCAAAGCAGGCAUGUUUCUGUUUGGAAUGCAAUGAUUAACGGGCUAGCAGUUCAUGGGCUUGCUUUAGAUGCAAUUGCAUUAUUUUCACUUAUGGAGUCACAAAAUAUUUCACCUGAUUCUAUAACUUUUAUGGGAAUUCUUACUGCAUGCAGACACUGUGGAUUGGUUGAUCAGGGUCGUAAGUACUUUGAUCUAAUGAGAAGGCAUUACUCAAUUUAUCCUCAGCUUGAGCAUUAUGGAUCAAUAGUUGAUCUCUUGGGUCGAGCUGGAUGCCUAGAAGAAGCUUAUGCAAUAAUUAAGGAAAUGCCUAUGGAUCCUGAUGUUGUCAUAUGGAGGGCACUUCUUAGUGCUUGUAAAACUCACAAAAAUUCUAAAUUGGGUGAAGUUGCUAUUACAAAUAUAUCAAAUCUCAAAAGUGGGGAUUAUGUUUUGCUGUCCAAUAUUUAUUGCUCCAUAAGCAAAUGGGAUAGUGCUGAGAGAGUGAGAUAUAUGAUGAAAAGAAAAGGAAUUCGUAAAAUUAGUGGGUGUAGUUGGAUUGAGUUGGCUGGUGUGGUUCACCAAUUUAAGGCUGGUGAUAUCUCACAUCCAGAUACAAAAGAUUUAUAUAAGGUGUUGGAAGGAUUAAUACGCAGGACCAAAAUAGAAGGAUUUAUUCCUACUACAGAGUUGGUAUUGAUGGAUGUAUCUGAGGAGGAAAAGGAAGGAAAUUUGAAUUAUCACAGUGAGAAGUUAGCAUUGGCUUAUGGGAUCCUAAAAACUUGCCCUGGAAUUGAGAUUCGGAUUUCAAAAAACCUCCGAACUUGUGCCGACUGUCACUGCUGGAUGGAAAUGGUUUCAAAAUUAUUGAACAGGGUGAUAAUUAUGAGGGACCGUAUCCGUUUUCAUCGGUUUGAAGGUGGUUUCUGUAGCUGUGGAGACUAUUGGUAGUUGAUUUUAAGAGUACCUACCUGGUUAAGAUAUGGCUUCUGUUAGAGAUGAGGUAUCUUGUAAAGAAGUCGUUUCUUGAAUGUUUAAAAUUAAGAAUAUGUUAAAAGAGGUUAUGCAAAGGACGUAAUGUGUUUCUUCUAUUAAAUAAUCAGCCUGUUUUUAGUUUCAUUUUGAGUAUACCAAUUUGUUGUGCACUUAGAAGUUGAGGUAUCUGACCACUGCUCCGGAACUUUUAGAGGAAAUUUACGGUUGUUCUUUUUGAACUUUUGAACUUGAUGCUGAUGAUUUAAUGGGAUUUCUUCUAGUAUGAAAGUAACAUAUUCUUGACUAAAUACUGCAAAGCUGUUUAACUUCAUUCCAGAAAUUACUAGAUGCAGCCACUAUGGUUAUUUGAGGCUCACCAGUGAUUAACAAAUACAAUAAGGAGUUGGGACUUGUUGAAGUAGACACUCAAGCGAACAAUGAACAAUUUCUCAGGCUGAUUGGACUCUUGGAGGUGGAAGUUGUUCAGUGUAUAUGCCAAUGAUGAUGGAGCCAAAUUGAAACGCAUAUUAUGAACCAACAACCGAAAGAUACUAUCUCAAGUGGCGUGCUGCUUCUAAAUGCGUACCUCAACUCAUGUUGGCAGUUUUCUAUGAUCAUACAUGGUACAACCUGAAAAACAAAAAGAAAGAGGGAAAACACAAGUUUGGGGGAGGGAACUCAGCAAGUAAGCAACCCAGUCUUGAUCAAAAUCAUGUUGCACUCUGCAGGUAGAGGUCAUGGGGACUGCAAGGAGAGCAGUGACUCCUGCAAAAAUGCUUUAAUUCUGGAGUGACUGGAAAGAAGAUUUGACAUAAUGAGUAUGAAGGAAGUGGGAUGUCAACAGCAUUGCACCACUAUCGACAAUUAACUUAUCCCAUUUUGAGUUUGAGGUCAUGGGGACUGUAAGGAGAGCCACUCUUACUUCACAGACUGUUGAAUCUCCUCGGCAAGAAUCAGCCCAAGAUCCCACUAGUAGGCCUUCAAGGAUUGACCAAUACAUGCAGUGUAAGAGUUGCCAAUUAAAAAUACUGUGCCAUAUUGACUUCAAUGAUUUAAUCCAGUUCUGGAUCAAGAGGAACAUCUUUUUCCCAUGUAAUCAAGCAAGGAGAUCAUCAUCCAGUGGGAUUUUUGUGGUUGGAGGUGGGUUGAAGGGGUCAGUGGUAACAGAGAGGUGGGAGAAGAGGGCUUGGGACAUUGUUUCUGUGUUAUAAAACAACCUGAUUGCUGCAAAUAAGGCAGAGCCACCAUGAGAAGAAGAUGAGCAUUUCUGCCAGAAAGGAUUUUUUUGUUCUGGUGUUACUUGAGAUUCUUCUCCUUGUUGAGCCUGGGACAACUGUGAAUGUCAGGGAGGAAUUUAGGUGCCAAACUGAAUAGCGGAUGUAGUUAGCAAACAAUGUUGACCUUCCCCAAGUGACUACAGGCUUCUGCUUGGUAAACAUGCGACUCAUUAUUGUUGGGACAACCCAUUUUUGAAUUCUCUUACCAGAUGCUGAUGUUGUAUGGUGGUAUUUCCCUCGCCAUGUUCCAUCAAGACUUGUAAGGGGCCCGCACCAUGCAACCUCAAGUUUUCACUUGCAGUUUCCUGACGAGAAAAUAUAUUGAAUGCUGACAAGUUGGGGUUGAUUGGCUCUGAAUGUCAUUCCUGUCAGAACAAGUCUUGAGUUUUACGUAUUCACCUCCUUCCCUACUGCUUAGUUGCGCGUAGGUUGUGCUUAUUUGUUUCUGAAAUUUGGAAUGAUUUAAGCUGAUCUCAAGAUGAACAAGGCUGCUGUAACUGUUAUUUCAUUUUACUUUUUGUUCUUUUGACUAUUGAAUUCUACCGAGUCAUUUAGAAUAAUUGAUAUUAUCAUUUUUUUUUACCC